AGAGUGAAUUUACGUGAAUAAUUUACGCACGUGGCUGCUCGGCAGUUUUCUACUAUUGAAGUCAGUGGGUGCUGGUGUUUAUAAACAAACACUAACUUGUUGAUUUUUAAAUAAAUUUUGAAAGAUGUCUGAUAAAAAAGAUCCUUUAGUUUGUAUUCCUGGACAACGACUUUGUUUAUCAAACAAAUUAAAUGUUGCUGGUGCGGGAACUUAUGAAGAAAAUGGUUAUAUUUAUUCAAAACUUGUUGGUACUGUUGAAAUAAUAAAAGAAGAAAAUACCAAGACAAUUGUAGUUCAUGGUACUAAGGAACAAAGUAUUGUACCAGCACCUGGUGACAUUGUGACGGCUAUGGUGACACAAGUAAACCAAAGGUUUUGUAAAUGUACUAUGAAAUGUAUUGGCGAUGUUAUUCUAACCAGGUCAUACAGAGGAAUUUUGAGAAAAGAAGAUGUGAGAGCGACUGAAAAAGAUAGAGUUGAAAUGUACAAAUCUUUUCGACCUGGUGAUAUUAUACUUGCUCGUGUUUUACCUAUGACAGAAGCACAUAUUUAUUCACUGUCGACGGCCGAAAAUGAACUGGGAGUAGUUUUGGCGCACAGUGAAGAAGGUGUAUCAUUGAUUCCAAUUAGCUGGACGGAGAUGCAGUGUCCGAAAACAUUAGCUAAAGAAUUCAGAAAAGUUGCGAAAGUCGUACCUGAAAAAGAUGCUAUGGGUCAUGUAGAUAAAUAAGAAAUAUAAAUUAUAUUUUGAAUAAUGA
Microplitis demolitor is the source of this 758-nucleotide messenger RNA. RefSeq names its product exosome complex component CSL4 (gene Csl4). NCBI's taxonomy places the organism in Eukaryota, Metazoa, Arthropoda, Insecta, Hymenoptera, Braconidae. The transcript has 5 exons. Bases 125 to 730 code for a protein of 201 amino acids. The record is from RefSeq and is a predicted model, not a curated record. Gene Ontology annotation, biological process: RNA processing. Gene Ontology annotation, molecular function: RNA binding. Gene Ontology annotation, cellular component: nuclear exosome (RNase complex); cytoplasm.